Henningerozyma blattae CBS 6284 is the source of this 1548-nucleotide messenger RNA. RefSeq names its product Hfi1p (gene HFI1). The record is from RefSeq and is a predicted model, not a curated record. Gene Ontology annotation, cellular component: SAGA complex. Gene Ontology annotation, biological process: regulation of transcription by RNA polymerase II. Gene Ontology annotation, molecular function: transcription coactivator activity. Lineage: Eukaryota; Fungi; Ascomycota; Saccharomycetes; Saccharomycetales; Saccharomycetaceae. The transcript has a single exon. The coding region runs from base 1 to 1548 and encodes 515 amino acids.
AUGACAUUAAUAAAGCAAGAACAAUCUUCACCAUCUACAAUAAACACCCCAAUUCCAUCCGGUUUAGCCCAAGCCGACGCAAUUAAUGCUAUCACAUCAUCAACAAAUAUUCAAUUAUUGCAAAAAAUUGGAUCUCCUCCGGCUAUUAAUAAAUCAAUUUCUCAUGAUUCUCCAGCCGUACAUAAUCACCAAACAAUUUAUAAUAAUACAAAUAGCAUAACAAAUCAAUAUAGGGUCGAUUUAGAAUCAUUAAUAGAUGGGUUGACUUCAGUAUUAGGCAAAGAGAAUUGGACAAAGUACGCUCAGCUGCUUAGUCUUUUUAUAUUAGGGAAACUUUCUAGAAAGGAAUUAUGUCGUGAUAUCGAUUCCAUGUUUAAAAAUAUACUAACCACCACAACCAAUGACUCAACUAGCAAAGAAACAAACGAUAGUAAUAAUAAUACAAGUACUAAUACAAAUGCUAAUACAAGUAAUACUUCUUUGUCUAUGAAUUCAACGACAACCUCAAAUAUGUAUUAUUAUUUAAUCAAAUUGCAUAAUCAAAUUUUAAUUGGUAUAUAUAAUAACUCAAUUAGAAGUUCUGAUAAUGAUGAAGCAAAUGGAGUUGGAUCAUGGGGGUUUGGUAAUAAUUCAAAUAAUAAAUUAAUUAAUAAUAAAUUUAAAAGAGUGAACAAACAUAAUUCUCAAAUUGAAAAUUAUAAAAAAGUUGUGAUGUCCUUGCCAAUUCAUGAUAGAGAGAGAUUAAAAUCAAUUACAAAAGAAGCUGGGAAACGUGGGUUUGUAUUAUGUUCAAUUUUACAAGCAAGAUUAAACCAAACCCCAAAGAUUCCAAUAGUAACAAACCCUGACACUUUAAAAAGAAUAAAAACAAAUAAUUUAAAAACACCAUUGGAAUGGUCACAAGAUAUUAUGAAUGGAUUUAAUUCACAAUUAUCAACAGAAAGUUAUUCUUUGCCUGAUAAAGAUACAGUUUUUCUACGAAUGGUUGGGAUUGCUAGAGAACAUGGGCUAGUUGGGACAGUUAAUGCUCAAUGCGUAGAAAUAUUAUUAACAGGUUUGGAACACUAUUUAAAAGAUAUUGUAAGUACUACCAUAGACUCUGUUAGAUACAGAGAAAAAAGAUACUCAGAUUACUAUGAUACUGACGAAAAUGGUGUCUUUCAACCAGUUUCGGAGGAAAUUCAUAAUAAUAACUUUUCAAGCUCUGAUAAUAGUACUCUUACAGAUUCCACAAAGUUUAGUGGCAUUAAUAGUGAAGUUGAAAAUGUAGUAACAAGCAAUCCAAUAAUAUCUUUAACAAAUGAUGACUUAUUCGAUUCCAUGCAAAUAUUUCCAAACAGUUUGGAAAAUUCAAAUGCACACUUCAAUUUAUUAAAUUCUACAAUGAUGAAUGAUGAUGAAUUGAUUGUAACUCAUAGCAGCAUUGAUGAUUUACCUGAUUUUACAAACCUGGAGGAUAGACCCUCUUUUAGUCCGAGAGAUAAAAGAAAUAUUGGUUCUAGAAUUGAAUUGAAUUGGCUAAUUAAGGAUAUAUUGACUGAAAAAUAA